GUAGCGAGCUAUUCUUGAGGUUCGACUUUCCACAUCACCGCGCGACGCCGGCAGGAAAUUGUUAUAUGGAAGAAAUUCUCCUGAACAACUACUUUUUACAAAUUAUGUAUAAAGUGAAGAAAAUUAAACAUCUUAUUUCGUACACAGCAACAUGCUUCUGAUUCAGACUCUCCGCUUAGCUGUAAAAAUACAUUAAUCAGAACUGCGUGGCAUCUUCCUAAUCAAGACUUUCAAUGGGGCCCAGUAUGCUUCACUUCAUCCAGAAGUUUUCUCGAGCAUCUUCAAAGAUGCUGAAGUACCCUUCCACAAUCAGACUAGGAGCCAGCAGGAGAAUAGAAACACUUUCUCUCAAGACAUGUCUCCAGCAGAACUUUUCUCCUUUGUUUCCAAGGCCUUGGCUUUUCUCAUCAUUUCCAGUGUGUAUGAGCAAGACACGAUAUUAUCAUACUUCCCCAUGCAGCUUUAAGAAGAAGCAACAGCAAGCAGUACUUCCAGCCAGGCCACCACGAACCAUCAGUUACCUGCCUAACAGCCCAAAGCCAGCAUUAUACAUAACUCUGGCAGGACUAAUCCCCUUCGUUGCUCCACCACUGGUCAUGGUGAUGACAAAGACUUAUAUUCCCAUAUUAGCUUUUACUCAGAUGGCUUAUGGAGCCAGUUUCCUAUCUUUCUUAGGAGGGAUCAGAUGGGGUUUUGCUCUGCCAGAAUGUAGUCCAGCCAAACCAGACUUCUUCAAUUUAGCUAAUAGUACAGCUCCUGUUGUGUUUUCAUGGUUUGCGUUCUUUAUUUCUGAAAGACUCAGUGAAGCUAUAGUCACAGUAAUAAUAGGUUUGGGGAUAGCAUUACACACUGAACUUUUUCUCUUGCCACAUUAUCCCAGUUGGUUCAAAGCCCUGAGGAUAGUAGUCACUUUAGUGGCCUUUGUUUCACUUGUAAUCACUUUACUAGUUAAAGAUUUUUAUCCAGAGAAAGGACCCAAGAGACCUGGGCAAGUAGAAUAAAUAUAACACUGCUCUGUAGAUGACGUUAGCAUGUUGGCUAGAAGCCCUGCAAGGUUGUAUUUUGGCAGAACCUUUUUCCACCUCUCCUGUUUAGCUCUUUUCUCCCACCAAUGGUGAUUUAUUCUUCACAAAUUAUUUUUUCAUUUAUAGAAAUCACAGAGAAACAGCUUGAAAACCCCUAACAAGUCCUUUUCAUGUUGUAUUAGGUUAUAGUUCUCAUUUAGUCUUUUCAUGAAGUACAUAGUCAUCCACUUAAAAAUUUCAGUGUUUUGGGACUUCCUGGUGGUGCAGUGGUUAAGAAUCUGCCUGCCAGUGCAGGGGACACGGGUUUGAGCCCUGGGCCAGGAAGAUCCCACAUGCCACGGAGCAAUUAACCCAGUGAGCCACAAGAACUGAGCCCAUGCGCUGCAACUACUGAAGCACACAUGCCUAGAGCCCAUGUUCUGCAACAAGAGAAACCACCUCAAUUAGAAGCCUGUGCACCCCAACAAAGAGCAGCUCUUGCUCGCCAAGACUAGAGAAAAAGCCCACGCACAGCAAUGAAGACCCAAUGCAGCCCCCAAAGUUAAAAAAAAAAAAAAGUUUCAGUGUUUUAAUUGUUUUGAAAAAUGUAAAUUAAAAAAAAAAAGAUGAAAAACCCUUUGUGCUAGAGCUUUAGGAUCAUUGAAAACACACACACACAUUCCCACCCUCAGAGGAAAACUUCAUAUCCAUGAGCAUCUGAAAACAGUAGGUGGCUCCAGUGUGCAGCUGCCCCUGGGAAUUGCAUUUCCAAGCUCAUUUUACCUGGCAUAACCUAUUUAUUUGAACUGAAAGGAACUGUGGCUCUAAAGUCAGUAGGGAGCAGUGUCGCAAGGGAAAGCUGUUCAAAGAAAAGCUAGACAUAUUUUCCAGGUUUUACCAGGAUAUUUGGCAGAGUAUAGAUGAAACUUAUCUCCAAAAAUAACACUAGCUGGUCAAAAAUACUUAAAAGAAUAAAGCCUUAACUAUGUACAAACUAGGAAAAGUCAAGCUGGAGCCAUCCUAAUGUUCUAUCUAGUUUUGCAUGUCAACUCAUACAGAAGAAAAAGCAACACCUUGGAUUCUAACUUGAAAGACUUGAGAUGCUUAGCCUCAAAAAAGGAAAAACAUUUUAGAUGCUGUAAGAAUAUAAAUCAGGAAAUGGUAUCAUCUGGUAUAUGUUACCUUUGUAUACGUAUUCAAAUAUUAGGCAACUUAAAUUUCAUAAGUAAAUUAUAUACAUAUAAUUUCCACCUUAAUAUUCUUGCUGUGGAAAGAUCAUAAUCUAGAGUGGUAACUUGUUACACACCUGUUACGGGUUGGAUUGUGUGUUCAAGCCCUAAUCCACAGCAUCUCAGAAUGUGACCUUACUUGCAAAUAGGAUCUUUAUAGAGGUAAUAAGGUUAAAAUGAGAUUAUAAGGGUAGGUUGUAAUGUAAUAUUACUGGUGUUCUUAUACCACAGGAAAGUUUAGAAAUAAACACAUAUACAGAGAGAAAACCAUGUGAACAUGAAGAUCUACAUGCCAAGGAGAGAAGCCUUGAACAGAUCCCUCCUUCUUAGCCCUCAGAAGGAACCAACUCUAGCAACAUCUUGAUUUCAGACUUUAGGCCUCCAAAACUGUGAGACAACAAAUUCUGUUGUUUAAAUUUCUGUGGAACUUUGUUAAAGCAGCCCUAGCAAACAAAUAUAACACUACAGAGCUAGAGCUUGUUCUGAUCAUUGAGAAGCUUACCAGUUAAAGCCUGUGGCUGAAAUCACCACACAAUCCUUUCUUAAUGUAGAGAAAAGCUUACUACAGCCUAUUAAAGGAAAGCAAGUUCAUACUCUUCAAAAGAUCCUUCUCAGAUUGUUUCAGUGAGGAAAAUUACUUCUCUGCUUCUCCUAAAUUGCAUGAGGACUACACAAACUUAAAACUUUUCUCUGAUCUCAACCUUUCAGGAUAGGGGCAAGUCAUAUUUUUAGGCUAACUGCCCACUUUUUUUUUUUGGUUGCGCCACAUGGCAUGCAGGAUCUUAGUUCCCUGACCAGGGAUGGAACCCAUGCCCCCUGCAGUGGAAGCACCGACUCCUAACCACUGGACCGCCAGGACAUUCUCUACAGUGUAUGAUUUUUAAGUACAUUUGAUUUUAAGUACAUUGGACAGUAUACUUAGAAGUGUACUGAAUUGUUGAAUAUUUUGGAGGAAGAUCACAUUAAUAGCUGCUCAGAAAAGAGAAUUAACUGUAAAACUAAAUGUGCAAGUCCCUAAAGUUGAAACACUAAAAAUUGUGGGCAUUCCAGUACAGUUUCAUAAUCUAAGAAUGCUGCUAAUAAACUAAGUUAAUUAGUAAUACAAGGAAAAGCAAAGAAAUCAAGAUACUUUAUUAGUACAUUCUU
Messenger RNA from Hippopotamus amphibius kiboko, 3379 nucleotides. RefSeq names its product transmembrane protein 69 (gene TMEM69). The coding region runs from base 234 to 1001 and encodes 255 amino acids. The record is from RefSeq and is a predicted model, not a curated record. The transcript has 3 exons. NCBI's taxonomy places the organism in Eukaryota, Metazoa, Chordata, Mammalia, Artiodactyla, Hippopotamidae.